AUGAAUUUGCUCUUCUGGAAUAUCCGGGGCCUGCUUUCCUCUUGCCGCAGGCUCAAACGGUUAAUCAGACAUGAGAGCAUUCACCUUUCUGCCAUCUUUGAACCUUUUUUAACCAAUGAUAAAUUGGACUCCUACAUCAGAACUCUUAAUCUCCAUAAAGGUUUUGCUUCUUCGGUUAGCAAAAUUUGGAUUCUCUGGUCUUCUUCUUUUAAUGUUGAGGUUUUAAUUGACUGUGAUCAAUUUGUUUACUGUAAAGCUUCCUUCAUUCCUUGGAAUUUUGACUUUGAGUUUGUGGCAGUUUAUGCAAAACACACCAGAACAGACAGGCAAAUUCUCUGGUCACAACUUAAUGCUAUAAUAGAGGAAAGCUCUUCACCACUGCUACUGGGCGGGGAUUUUAAUGUCAUAUCGAGCGUGGCAGAAUACAAAGGAAAUGCAACCCCUGAAUUAAAUAGCAUCUCAGAUUUCUCAACUUUCAUUGCUGACAACUCUUUGCUUGAUUUAGCAACCACAGGAGGCACUUUCACCUGGACUGGAACCCGAAAUCGGGGAAGAAUUUGGAAAAGGCUUGACAGGUUUCUUCUCUCUUCUUCAUUUAGAGAUUACUUUACUGAUGUCAAUAUUAUGCUUCUGAACAGAACUACCUCAGAUCAUGCGCCAAUUUUGCUUUGUGGAAAUAAAGCGGAUCUUUUGGGUCCUAAACAGUUUAGAUUUCAAAAUAUGUGGCUCAAGCAUGCUAGCUUUGAACAUUUUGUGAAAACAAACUGGUCAGUUCCUGCUAUUGGAGGGGGUAUGCGUGCUCUUACAUUUAAACUUAAAAGACUUAAACAGGCACUCCGAGUUUGGAAUAGAGAGAUUUUUGGCAAUGUUUUUGAUCAAGUAAGGAACCUGGAUCAAUCAGUAUCAGAUGCGGAAAAAAGGUUUGAUGCUUCACCAACCCAAGAGAACCGAGAACUGCUAAGUUAUGCUCAAGCCUCCCUUCUCCAAGCUCUAAAGCUCGAAGAGAUCUACUGGAAACAAAAGGCUAGAGUUAAAUGGCUGAGGGAAGGGGAUGCCAAUACCAGCUUUUUUCAUUCUACGGUCAAAGAUAGACACCGUCGACAACGCAUAAGUGCAGUCAAAAACACAUCCGGUAGUCUUCUUACUAAUCAGGUUGACAUCCAAUCCGAAGCAGUUAACUUCUUCACCUCUUUAUUUACAGCAGAUGAAAGUGAAGAUAUGCAUGCUAUUCUUGACUGUCUGCCUACAAUCUUAACCACGGAAGAUAAUAUUGCUCUCCUGGCCCCCUUGACUCGAGAAGAAGUUAAAAAUGCGGUGUGGGCUUUAGACCCGGACAGUACAGCAGGUCCAGAUGGUUUCUCAGGAUCUUUUUUUAGGAGCUGCUGGGAUAUACUUCACAAUGAUGUGUACAUAGCAGUUCUGGAUUUCAUGAUUGGAGUUCCGGUGCCUUUUGCCUUCUCGAGUGCACAGCUAGUCCUAAUCCCCAAGAAGCUUAAUCCAGAAUCAUUCGCGGAUUAUAGACCAAUCUGUUUAUGCACCUUUGUAAGCAAGAUUUUUACAAAGGUCAUUUCUACCCGUCUUAAUAAGCUUCUCCCAAGGAUAAUUUCUAGAGAACAAUCAGGCUUUGUCCAAGGAAGAAACAUCCAUGACAAUGUUCUUCUUGCCCUUGAAUUAAUCCAAUCUAUCAACAAAAGAUGUCAGGGAUCUAACGUGGCAAUUAAACUUGACAUGUCAAAAGCUUUUGAUCGAGUAGCUUGGCCUUUCCUACGAGCAGUCUUACAAAGGUUUGGAUUCUCAACUUAUUUCAUAAAUUUGAUUAUGAACUUUCUCAAUGCAACUCGUCUGUCAGUGCUAGUUAACGGAGUUUCCUGUGGAUUUUUCAAACCUUCAAGGGGUGUAAAACAAGGAGACCCACUAUCUCCGCUUCUCUUUAUUUUAGUCUCAGAAGCCCUAUCACGCUCGUUGCUCCUUCAUUAUGGCUCGGGACUUAUUUCCCCUUAUGAAACUUCGUUUAGAUGUCCAAUCAUCACUCACCUGGGCUUCGCAGACGACAUUAUAAUUUUCGCCAAUGGAGGGGUGAAUUCUUUGAGAAAUCUAAGCAAGGUAUUGAAAAUCUAUCAACAGGCCUCUGGGCAGAAGAUCAACUCAGACAAAAGCUUUUUUAUCACCUCAAAACACUGUAAUCUGAACCGCAUUACUGCCAUGGAAGAGAUACUAGAUAUGAAACGAUCCUCACUGCCUUUCCGCUACUUAGGAGUGAAUAUUUUCCAAGGGAGAAACAAGAUCAUUUUUUAUCAACAUAUUUUGGAGAAUGUCAACAACAAACUCCAAGGUUGGCAGCGCAAACUCUUAUCUCCGGGAGGUCGCUUGGUACUAAUAAAGCAUGUCCUGACAACUAUUCCUCUCUACACAAUCGCAGCUGUCCAAUUACCUCGCCAAGUUAUCAAAGAACUGGAGCGAAAGUUUGCUAGAUUCUUUUGGGGAACAUAUGAAGGCAAGCAAAAAUUCCAUUGGGCAUCAUGGGAAAAAAUUUGCUUACCUACCGAUGAAGGGGGACUGGGAAUUCAUAAUCUGACAUCGAUACAACAAGCAUGCUCAGCGAAGCUUUGGUUUAACUUUAAGAACAAAGAUUCCUUAUGGUCAGAGUUCAUGAAAGCCCGCUACUCUACGAGCUCAGUCCGGAGAAAUGGUUCGAUAGUCUGGCGCAGGAUGUUUCAACUUGCGGACCUAGUGGAUGAAAAUAGCGGUGUAAUUGACAAUGAAACAAUCUGGAAACCAUCCACAAAAGGUGAUUUUACACUAUCAACGGCAUAUGAUCUGAUCAGACCGAGAAAGGGCUCAACACUUUCCUCAAAGUGUAUCUGGGCACCAGGUUUAUCCACUAAAUGCUCAAUCUUUAUGUGGAAACUCUUCAGAAAAUUCUUGUCAUUUCCAGACUGUCUAGAGAGAUUUGGAAUCUGCCUACCUUCUAUAUGUCCUUUUUGCCUUAAUGCAAGUGCAUCACUAGAGCAUUGUCUCUACUCUUGUACUCACAUCUAUGGAGUUUGGCAAACAUUUGCUGUGAUGUUCGGAAUCUCCCUGAAUAAUGCUCGAUCAAUAAGAGCCGCAUGUCACACAUGGUGGCUUUCAACCCAACCAGGAACAGCUUCGGGUUUCUACUGCUCUAUUUUUCCUUGUCUAAUCCUUUGGGUGGUGUGGACCUUAUACAAUGCAGCACUUUAUGAAGAUUCACCUUUCACUUUGGUUGCUGCCAUCUCGAAAAUUAAAAGAGAGACAAUGUUAAUAUCUCUGAUUCAUCCUAUUCGCAGAAGUAGUUCAUCAGAUUACUUUCUAGUUCAUGAAGGGAUCGUUUCUUCUUUCUCUCCUAACCAGAGAAUCAGAAUUACUUGGAUAAAAUGGCAAAAACCGCCAUCUGGCCGCUUAAAAUUAAACACCGAUGCUUUUUUUUCCUUUAAUGGAGCGGCCGGGGGGGCAUGUUUACGGAAUUCGGAAGGCAUUCUCAUUGCAGGAUUAUCUUUCCCCUUGAUAGCAUCCUCAGCACUUGAAGCAGAAGCUCUGGCACUUGACUUUGCUUUAUCCUGGUGUGAGCUAGCAUCAAUGAUCCCGGCACAUAUUGAAGUUGACUCUAUUGUUUUGGUGCGAUUCGCAACAUCUAUCACCAACUUGUUACCAUGGAGAAUUCGUAGUGCAGUCAAACACAUUCACUCAAGGAUCACUUCUUGGUCGUCAUCCAUUAUUCAUGUCUAUCGUGAGGGAAACAGGGUUGCGGAUGCUUUAGCUUUAGAGGGGUUGCAUCGCACAUCUGCCACUUUGUUUUCAUCUUUUAACUCCCUCCCUGAUAAAGUUAAAUUGGCUUUGCUGUAUGACUUUCGGGGCUUUGCUGCCUCCCGUUCUUUUCGUUAUUAA
Messenger RNA from Ipomoea triloba (trilobed morning glory), 3906 nucleotides. RefSeq lists its product as uncharacterized. Gene Ontology annotation, molecular function: nucleic acid binding; RNA-DNA hybrid ribonuclease activity. The transcript has a single exon. The record is from RefSeq and is a predicted model, not a curated record. Lineage: Eukaryota; Viridiplantae; Streptophyta; Magnoliopsida; Solanales; Convolvulaceae. The coding region runs from base 1 to 3906 and encodes 1301 amino acids.